Paraglomus brasilianum is the source of this 1719-nucleotide messenger RNA. NCBI's taxonomy places the organism in Eukaryota, Fungi, Glomeromycota, Glomeromycetes, Paraglomerales, Paraglomeraceae. The record is from the annotation of a GenBank genome assembly.
AUGGGGAACGUCUACUAUAAGUUCGUCUAUGACCAUUUAAGAGAGCUGAACCCGCCUCAAUUUUUUGAUUACUUUGGGUUCUCCUACAAAGAACGAAAAUUAGCUCAACAGUAUCUGUCCACCUCUCUCAAGCAACUGUCUCUGAAUAUUCCGGAAAUAGUCGAUCUGGCACAGGAAAAAUUCAAGGACUUUAAGAAGUGGAAAAAAAGUCAAGCGUCUAAUAAUUACUGGUUGAAAGUCGAGAUGGAAGAAACCCAAAAUGAAUUUCAAGUCAACGAAAACAAGCGCAAACGUGCUGAAGAUGAAGUACAUACCAGCUCUAUUGUGACAUCAGCAGAAUUACUGAAAGAUACGUUGGAGCAUCAUAGGAAAAAUACAAAACAGAAACUGGAUACACCUGCGACCCCAAUGCCACAUUAUUCAAAGUUGACUCCAACAAUUACUUCCAAUGCUGAAUAUCAGUAUGAGAUUUCAAAGUAUGCCAGUGACAAUGAAAUGGACAUAAGAAAUAUGGAAUUCGAUCAGUAUGUAGAUGAUGAAUAUUUUAUUCAAGAGAGAUUAUCAUUGAGUAAUUCAUAUAGUAAAUCAUAUAUACUUGAUGAAGCUAACGAUAUUGAUGUUCAUGAAAAAGAUAUUUCCAUGCUAUUGAGUUCAUACCGGUCCGAAGCAUAUCGCGUGGGGGAAACAUCAGGUUUCUCGAUUGUGACAAAUUAUCAUGAAAUCUUAAGUCUGUCUAGUAUAUUGUUACUGCAAGCUGACAAAUUUUCAGACUUGCAAGUCAAGAAAUUCUCCCGGGAUACUCUGACAAGUUUGCGGAAAAAAAUGUGUGACAUGUAUGCAGUAAAAGUAAAAGUUACCUCGGCUAUGAAGUCUAUAUUCCGAGAAUAUAUAGAGAUUGCAAUCGAUGAGGACUUGGGUUUACCAGAAGCAGAGAAGGCCAUAAAAAAAUCAUUUACAAAGACCUUUUCUAAUCCUGUGGACCAAAACAUGUUUGAUAUGUUGCAGAAUAUUUUUCUACAGUUAACAAAAAAUAUACCUAUCAAACCAUUAAAUGACCUCCUCAGUGAAGGAACUCUAACUGCAAAUAUUGUCAGCCCUGUUUUACGGUCUUUCUUCCACGAUGCCACAUUCCACCCCACCACAUGGCCAAACACUGCAAGUAUGAGCGCUAAAGCUCGUAAACUUGCUAAUCUUGAUCCUUCACGGGCUAAACAGCCAGAUAUGAUUGGUAGUGUCAUAAACAACAAUACAUCAGCUUUCGAGUUGAUGUUUGGUGAAAACACUGGUGAAGGGAAAAACAAUAAUAUUAGAAAAAAUACCAUUGAUAUUAUCCGAUUGGGUAUUUUUAUGAAAGAUGCACUUGACAAUAUUAUAAAAAAUACUGGAAGAAGCUGUGUAGUCUUUGGAUGGCAAACAGUCGUUGUUGCUUUGUAUAUUAUAAUAGUGACAACAUGGACAGGCUAUAUGAUGGUUCUGAUCGCUUCGGGGACUUAUAUCAUGUUUGAAGUUGGUCAAGCUGAAUUUCCAAGAUCCUUUCGAACCUGUGGUCAGUUCGUCGACAGUGUUGACAACUUGUUUACAUUCGGGGAGAACUAUAAACGUGAAGUACAUAAGAUCUACAAUUAUAUUAACGAAGAAAAAGCAGAUAGUGCAGAUCAUACUAGUUGGCGCCGGCCUACACUCACAACACCACAGUUUCGGAAACUGUUAUCACUUUAA